UUGCCUUAUUGUUAAUUGCUAAUUUUUCAGUAUGUUAACAUGUUUUAAAAGAUGUAAUUUCAAGACAAAUGUAUGUUUUUCUAAAUUUUAGCAGUAAAGAAGAAUCAUUGUUAACACCAGAAGAAAACAAGUUCGAGAAUUUAAAAUUUACAGAUACCUACAUCCCAACAAUCAUUUGUUCUCAUGAGGACAAGGAUGACUUGGGAGGCAAUCAUCAAAAUGUAAAAGAUAUCAUCAACAAGGAGCAUGACAAACAUAAUGAAAAAGAAUUAGACUUGAUGAUAAACCAACAGCUAAUAACUUCCCGGGAUGAAAAGAACACAUUUUCAACAGAUCCAGCCAAUUUCACUAAUAAAGCUGAGGGGUCAGGGAAGAGGCGAGAGCAUUGUGAAACCCACACUGACUUGUUCCGAAGGCCUUUGUCUCCAAGUUCGUCACCAGAAAGCUCCUUAAAGAGAGAUUUCUACCACAGCAGAAACUAUUCCCCAGGAAAUGAAUAUGGUCAUCUACCUUCAGAGGAGAUUCUCUCAGAAGUGGGAGAAAUAGAGCCAUUACUGGGAGAUGCUAGGUCUGAUGAACUAAUGCAAUCGAACCUUUGCAGCAAAGAAGUCCUGGAUGAUAAUGCCAACCCAGCCCAUGGGAGUGGCAGAGUACAAACCAUGUGUUCUUCCUCUGAUCAACUAACUGCAGGUAGUCUUAAGAACAAUGAAGCAGGAGUCAAGAAACCUGGGAUAAAAGAUUACAAACACCCAAGCAGAGAUUUCUGUUUAGAGGCAUCCUCAAAUCUGGAAGAAUCAAAUGCAUCUUCCAAAGAUGAUUGUGCCAAGGAGAAGGAGCAGAAAUCAUGCUUAGGUGUUAAUGAAAACCCAAGCAAGACUUUUCAGGCAGUGGUCCAGAACCAGGAGAGACAAAUGGGGCACCCCAAAAUAAGCAUCGAAGGAGCUGAAGUUAAUAACCAAGACUUGACCAGUCUACUAAGCAAAGACGCAGUAGAUCCCACUGCUGCAACAAAGACAAAGGUGAGUGGGAGAGAAGAAGGCUGUCAAGGUACUAAUUUAGAACCAACAGUUUCUUAUCUUGAUUCUCCAAGAAAUGGCAACGAUCUGACAGAUGAUUAUCUUUUUCAAGCUGAACAGAAAAAAUCAGAUUCUAGUAAUCUUGCAGUCCAUAAUAUGAACACACAGCAUAAAAACAAUUGGAAUGUUCUGGAACGUCAGCCAAGAGGGAUUGAAUCAAAUAUGACCGAGCAUAUCAAAGAACAACCAGAGUGUAAAGACCUGUGGGAAAAAAGAGCUAACACAGGGACCCUGAGAGCUACUCCUACAGAACAAUUGUUUACCUGCCAAGAGACAGAAUGCCAUGAACUGUCUUCUCUAGCUGAUCAUGGUAUUGCCGAGAAAGCACAAGCAGUUACAGCUUAUAUAAUUAAGACAACAUUAGAAAGAACUCCAGAAAGCAUGCCUGCUGGAGGAAAAGCCAUAAUUGCUAAGCUACCUCAAGAGACAGCACGAAGUGACAAGCCCAUCGAGGUAAAAGAAACAGCGUUUGAUCCACAUGAAGGGAGGAAGGAUGACUCACAUUAUCCCCUUUGUCAUGGAGAUGCAGCAAGUGUAAUCCAUGACAAUGAUUUUGAAAGAGAGUCCCGGUUAGAUAUUUGUAAUGUACGUGUGGAUGAACUGGAGAAGGAGGAAACCACAUCGACACGCAAUCCCAGGAAGACAUAUGACAAGGAGAAUCGUGGAAUUGGAUGUUUAACAUCUACAGACGAACCUUCACAGGUCAUUACAGGCACUCAAAAAGCCACGUCAAAACUAGAUUUACAUUUGGGAGUGUUACCAACAGACAGAGCAGUAUUCCCGGAAAAUACAGAUCUUGAGCUGCUUCAAGAACUAUCAAGGAGAACAGACAUCAACGCUGUUCGCUUUGCAUUUAACUCAGACGCUCCCGGUGCCUCUCAGGGCAGUUCUCAAGUUUACAGACGCCACUCUAAAAAAUCAGAACCCUCUCACGGAUGGCCAGUGGUUGAAGAAAAAGCAGUUACUAACACAACACUCCAGUCUACUCCUACCAAAUCAGAAUAUAAUCGCCACCCAGAAAGUGAGAUCCUGGCCCGUGCCGUGUCUAACCCUGAAGACGGUUCCAAAUUUUCAGAAAUAAUAGAGUCAGAUAACGGAAGAGAACGAAGUGUGGAUCUGAUCCUCCAACAAAAUGAAGGUAGAUUGGAAAAACCCCAAGGCCCAAUGAUUUUAAUCAGUGAACCUCUUGAGACCCUGGAUAAGGCAAGGUUGGAAAAUGAAGGAUUAAUGCAUUAUGGACAACCACAGUGCAGUGUGAGUGACAAAGGAUCAGUGAGCUCUAUUUCAGGUACUCUCCCUGCCCACGAAGUCCAAGCUCAAGGCAGGGCAUCUCUGCUCUCAACAUGCAUCGACUCUAAAGUACCGUAUUUCCUUUUGUUUCUGAUAUUUCUCGCAGCUGUCUACUACUAUGACUUAAUGAUAGGCUUGGCGUUCUACCUUUUUUCCCUGUACUGGUUGUACUGGGAAGGGGGGAGGCAAAGAGAGUCUGUCAAAAAAAAGUGAGCUUGGCACCGGUGUAGCUCUCUCUUGAAAGAUAAGCUCUUUAGUGCCAAACACUUGGCGCUGGUGGGAGAGGUUAUUCAUUGCUCAAAGAGUCAGCGCAGUUUUUCUCUUGAAGGAUCAUUUAAAAAGGAAUGCGUAUGAAGUUUGCUCCUUCAUAUAAGUAAUUAUUCUAUAUAGGACCAUUAUGCUUGGAUCAUUAAAUACCUAUAUGAAUAUGAGAUCUGAAGCACGUCAAGUUGAAAUUAGGUACAGCUGUUGCUCCUUAGCAGGCUGUGAAGUUGCAAUGCUUCAUGUCUCUUCACUAUUUAAAGUGCUAUUUCUUGCAUUUAUUUCUUUCACAGUAAAGCUUCAGAUAUUUUUUUUUCUCUGAGAGCACGUUCCCCCAUGGUUUUUAAAAAUAGAUAAAACAUGGACAAUGGCAGAAAAUUAUUUUUCUCUUAGGCUUUAGUAUUAACCAUGAAAUUUUCAUUUA
This is a messenger RNA of Acomys russatus (golden spiny mouse), 3051 nucleotides long. It is a transcript of the gene Ppp1r3a, whose product is annotated as protein phosphatase 1 regulatory subunit 3A. The transcript has 3 exons. The record is from RefSeq and is a predicted model, not a curated record. NCBI's taxonomy places the organism in Eukaryota, Metazoa, Chordata, Mammalia, Rodentia, Muridae. Bases 69 to 2579 code for a protein of 836 amino acids.